This is a messenger RNA of Oncorhynchus kisutch (coho salmon), 4852 nucleotides long. RefSeq names its product sodium/potassium-transporting ATPase subunit alpha-3. Gene Ontology annotation, cellular component: plasma membrane. Gene Ontology annotation, biological process: proton transmembrane transport; intracellular sodium ion homeostasis; sodium ion export across plasma membrane. Gene Ontology annotation, molecular function: ATP hydrolysis activity; P-type sodium:potassium-exchanging transporter activity; ATP binding. Lineage: Eukaryota; Metazoa; Chordata; Actinopteri; Salmoniformes; Salmonidae. Bases 598 to 3684 code for a protein of 1028 amino acids. The record is from RefSeq and is a predicted model, not a curated record. The transcript has 21 exons.
CAGUGUUGAGACAGAUUGGUCAUUGGGGAGGAACAUUGAAUAGCCUAUUCAUAUGUUCCAGAAAUACGGAUGACAGACUUGAGCGGAGCCUUUGUAUUUAUAGCUGCAGAAGAGAUUCACAACAUCAUUGAUGCAUUGUUAAAUCUGUCAUCUCUCAAGACAUUGCAGUUUCAUGCGCGAGGGAGGCGAACUGUCAAGAAAACUACAACUUGAGAACGUUUUCAGACAGAAUCGAAUACCGUAAACAAGCGGCUCUUCAAUUUUACCGGGUAUAAUUUUCGCAUGAUACAGAGCAACGCUUAUUGCUAAACUGCCUUUAAUUUGAUAAUUUUACACCUAAAACGGCCCCUUUUAAAAAAGGUAUUCAAUGAAACGUUGCCUUCUCAUGUAUUUCUGUGCCGUUCCUCUUAUGAAUGAGAUCUGAUCAUGUAUUAUUAGAACAAUAGCCAACAGCGUCUGGAAGAAGAGCAUUUUUUCUUCUUAAAUUGUACAGUUACAGUUCUCGCUUCUGUUUCUACACUAUACUAUCAGCUACUCUGGUGGAAUCCAGCCUCAACCCUUUUCAUCUGCUGUGGAUACCCGACUGACUGCGCCGAGAUGGGGUAUGGACGGUCAGACAGCUACCGUGUGGCCACCACAACGGAGAAGGAAGAGAAGGAGUCCCCCAAGAAGGCGGACUCCAAGGCGGACAAGAAGACCAAGGACAUGGAUGAACUGAAGAAGGAAGUUCCCUUGACGGAACACAAGAUGUCCAUCGAGGAGGUAUGUCAGAAGUACGCCACUGAUAUAGUCCAGGGUCUGACCAACGCUAAGGCCGCUGAGUACCUGGCUCGAGACGGUCCCAACGCCCUCACACCUCCCCCCACCACCCCAGAGUGGGUCAAGUUCUGUCGUCAGCUGUUCGGUGGCUUCUCCAUCCUGCUGUGGACUGGCGCCAUCCUCUGUUUCUUGGCCUACGCCAUCCAAGCCGCCACCGAGGAUGAGCCCGCCGGAGACAAUUUGUACCUGGGUAUCGUUCUCUCGGCUGUGGUCAUCAUCACCGGCUGUUUCUCCUACUUCCAGGAGGCCAAGAGCUCCAAAAUCAUGGAGUCCUUCAAGAACAUGGUGCCGCAGCAAGCGCUGGUGAUCCGUGAGGGUGAGAAGAUGCAGAUCAACGCUGAGGAGGUGGUGGCUGGCGAUCUGGUAGAGGUGAAGGGAGGAGACAGGAUCCCCGCUGACCUCAGGAUCGUCUCUGCUCACGGCUGCAAGGUGGAUAACUCCUCCCUGACAGGCGAAUCAGAACCCCAGAGCAGGUCACCUGACUGUACCCAUGACAACCCCCUGGAGACCCGCAACGUCGCCUUCUUCUCCACCAACUGUGUCGAAGGCACGGCGCGUGGCAUUGUGGUGUGCACCGGUGACCGUACCGUCAUGGGCCGUAUCGCCACCCUCACCUCCGGCCUGGAGUCGGGCAAGACCCCCAUCGCCAAGGAGAUCGAGCACUUCAUUCACCUGAUCACAGGCGUGGCCGUGUUCCUGGGCAUCACCUUCUUCAUCCUGGCCGUCUGCCUGGGCUACACCUGGCUGGAGGCCGUCAUCUUCCUCAUCGGCAUCAUCGUGGCCAACGUGCCCGAGGGCCUGCUGGCUACGGUCACUGUAUGUCUGACCCUGACCGCUAAGCGUAUGGCUCGUAAGAACUGCCUGGUGAAGAACCUUGAGGCUGUGGAGACCCUGGGCUCCACCUCCACCAUCUGCUCUGAUAAGACUGGUACCCUGACCCAGAACAGGAUGACCGUGGCCCACAUGUGGUUCGACAACCAGAUCCACGAGGCCGACACCACAGAGGACCAGUCUGGCGCCUCCUUCGACAAGAGCUCGGAGACGUGGUUGGCACUGGCGCGGGUGGCGGCCCUGUGUAACCGGGCGCAGUUCAAGGCAGCUCAAGACCAGCUGCCCAUCCUGAAGAGGGACGUGGCGGGUGACGCCUCCGAGUCCGCGCUGCUGAAAUGUAUCGAGCUGUCCUGCGGCAGCGUCAGACAGAUGAGGGAGAAGAACAAGAAGGUGGCCGAGAUCCCCUUCAACUCCACCAACAAGUACCAGCUCUCUGUACAUGAGACGGAGGAUGAGAACGACAACCGCUACCUGCUGGUGAUGAAGGGAGCGCCAGAGAGGAUCCUGGACCGCUGCUCCACCAUCUUGAUCCAGGGCAAGGAGCAGCCCAUGGAGGAGGAGAUGAAGGAGGCCUUCCAGAACGCCUACAUGGAGCUGGGAGGACUGGGAGAGAGAGUACUCGGUUUCUGCCACCUGCUAAUGCCUGAGGACCAGUACCCCAAGGGCUUUGCCUUUGACUGUGACGAUGUCAACUACACCACAGAGAACCUGUGCUUCGUGGGCCUCAUGUCCAUGAUUGACCCUCCUCGUGCCGCCGUGCCUGACGCCGUGGGUAAAUGUCGCUCCGCUGGCAUCAAAGUCAUCAUGGUGACCGGCGAUCAUCCAAUCACAGCCAAGGCUAUCGCUAAGGGCGUGGGCAUCAUCUCCGAGGGCAACGAGACAGUGGAGGACAUCGCCUCCCGUCUCAAUAUCCCCGUCAGCCAGGUCAACCCCAGGGAUGCCAAGGCGUGUGUGAUCCACGGAACAGACCUGAAGGAUCUGUCUCAGGAUCAGAUGGAUGAGAUCCUGAGGAACCACACUGAGAUUGUGUUCGCCAGGACCUCCCCCCAGCAGAAACUCAUCAUCGUGGAGGGUUGCCAGAGACAGGGUGCCAUUGUGGCUGUGACUGGUGAUGGUGUGAAUGACUCUCCCGCCCUGAAGAAGGCUGACAUCGGCGUCGCCAUGGGGAUCUCCGGCUCAGACGUGUCCAAACAAGCCGCUGACAUGAUCCUGCUGGACGACAACUUUGCCUCCAUCGUCACCGGAGUGGAAGAGGGCCGUCUGAUCUUUGACAACCUGAAGAAGUCCAUUGCCUACACCCUGACCAGUAACAUCCCUGAGAUCACCCCCUUCCUCUUCUUCAUCCUGGUCAACAUCCCACUCCCCUUAGGGACCAUCACCAUCCUCUGUAUCGACCUGGGAACCGACAUGGUGCCAGCGAUCUCUCUGGCCUACGAGGCAGCAGAGAGUGACAUCAUGAAGAGACAGCCCAGGAACCCAGCCAGGGACAAACUGGUUAACGAGAGGCUGAUCAGUAUCGCCUACGGACAGAUUGGGAUGAUCCAGGCUCUGGGAGGGUUCUUCUCCUAUUUUGUGAUCCUGGCGGAGAACGGUUUCCUUCCCUCUUUAUUGGUGGGCAUCAGGCUAAACUGGGACGACCGUUCGAACAACGACCUAGAGGACAGCUACGGACAGCAAUGGACCUAUGAACAGAGGAAGAUAGUGGAGUACACCUGUCACACAGCCUUCUUUGUCAGUAUUGUGGUGGUACAGUGGGCUGAUGUCAUCAUCUGCAAGACGAGGCGCAACUCUGUCUUCCAGCAGGGCAUGAGGAAUAAGAUCCUGAUAUUUGGGCUGUUUGAGGAGACAGCUCUGGCUGCCUUCCUGUCCUACACCCCAGGCAUGGACGUGGCUCUCAGGAUGUACCCCCUCAAGCCCAGCUGGUGGUUCUGUGCGUUCCCGUACAGUUUCCUCAUCUUCGUUUAUGAUGAGAUCCGAAAACUCAUCCUGCGUCGGAACCCCGGAGGCUGGGUGGAAAAAGAGACAUACUAUUAAAUCAUCAAACCAUUCUUCUCUCCCCCUUCCUCCCCUAAAAUGCAUUCCCCUCUUCCUCUCCUCCCUACCCAUCCCUCUAAUCACAUACCAACCACACGAGAAACCACAUCUGAAAACUCCUCCGUUCCCCAUCCUGUAUGUUCCUCCAACAUCGCCUUGAGGAACAAAGAACCAACUACAGAGAAGGAGAGAAACGGGAUGAUCACGCCAAAUCCCUGCGCCCCUCUCUGUCUCGCUGACUUUUUUUUCUACCCAAAGACCACAGCAUAGUCAAUACUGUUUACUAUACUGUUAUAAUAACACUGUUCAUAAAUGUGCUAAUACACUAAUGUACAAAAUGCCGGUGUAACUCGUCUCUAUCAAUAACAAAAUGCCGGUGUAACUCGUCUCUAUCAAUAACAAAAUGCCGGUGUAACUCGUCUCUAUCAAUAACAAAAUGCCGGUGUAACUCGUCUCUAUCAAUAACAAAAUGCCGGUGUAACUCGUCUCUAUCAAUAACAAAAUGCCGGUGUAACUCGUCUCUAUCAAUAACAAAAUGCCGGUGUAACUCGUCUCUAUCAAUAACAAAAUGCCGGUGUAACUCGUCUCUAUCAAUAACAAAAUGCCGGUGUAACUCGUCUCUAUCAAUAACAAAAUGGCGGCUGCAUCUAGAUCCCACGGUGGAGCGCUGUGGCGUCGUUGUCACCCGUUCUACCCUGACGUCCCCUCUUGACACUCUCACUCCUUCCACCAAUCUUCGACUUAACGUUCCCCUGCCGCCACUCCCGUAAACGUGGAACACUCCCUCCCUCUACAGGGGGAAAAAAUGUCCCUCCUCCUUCCUGUUCCCCUCCCCUCCCUCUUCCUCCUGUUUUGCCAAUGUUGUUGUUUAAUAUUAGAAGACUGAGUGUUUUUUUUUAAAACAAUAUUUCAUAACAUUUCUGGUGUUUCUUUUUUUUUAAUGCUAGCAGCGGCUCUGAGAGCUACUUGUCUGUGAGAACUGUGCGACCUCCCCUGUCCUUGUAAACCCCCCCCCUCACUCCCCCCAACUCACCCCUUUUGAAAAAAAUAUAACAUUCUUUCUGUGUCCUAGGAGAAAGAGAUUUCUCUCCAAUUUCAUUAUUUAAAUAAGUGAAAAAUGCAAUUAAGCAUUGUACCGUACAUGCAAAACAGCAGCAAAACUAUUUAU